Daphnia pulicaria is the source of this 6514-nucleotide messenger RNA. RefSeq lists its product as uncharacterized. The record is from RefSeq and is a predicted model, not a curated record. Bases 702 to 6167 code for a protein of 1821 amino acids. The transcript has 4 exons. Lineage: Eukaryota; Metazoa; Arthropoda; Branchiopoda; Diplostraca; Daphniidae. Gene Ontology annotation, molecular function: nucleic acid binding. Gene Ontology annotation, biological process: DNA integration.
CGAUUUGAUUGUAUUAAUUUUAUUGCAUGUCCAGAUGGCGUUACAGACCGCUUUUAUUGUUUUAGGCCGUUGGCCCUCUAAUUGUUGCAUAGAGGGCAGGCCUGUAGUCAUUGAGUUUUAGGCCUGAAAUUACGGCCGUUUAGUAAUCGUCUGUAGCUGUCAGUUGACAUAUUGCGUCUUGACUUUUACUCUUCUUUGAUGUGAAUCUUUUGUGCUUUUCCGUGGCUUUUAAAGGGUAACUUAAUGUUUUAAUUGUUUGUUGAAUUCCCCUUUUAUAUAUUUGUUAAUUUUAAAGAUAAGGAUUGCCCGGAAUUUCAUGUUGCCUGUCUGUAGACUUGAAUUGAGGUGCAUGAGAAGCACAUGUGGAAUUGACACUAUUUGUCUUCCCAUUGAGUUGAAAAGGCCUGCGUUGCAGGAUUGAGUAUUGACUCACCCAAGCCUGGUCACUUCCAGGUAUUCGUAAAGUGUUGUUCAUGUGAUUUGUGUCAUUAUCUUAAUUGUAUUUGUAUCGUAUAGGAUUGGUGAUAGCUUUUGAAUUGUUGUUUUGACACAGUGUGCCUUACACACACACUUUGACGUGUUUUGAAGUGAAAUACAGUCCACUUCCUACCACCGAGCUACCAUCUGGUCCUUCGAACCGGAGCUUUGAAUCAAAAUUGAAUUGACCUUAGACUGACCUUGAUUCGAAGCCUUGAUUGAAAAUGGCCAACCCUCCAGUAUCAACAUGGACAUUGGAUGCCUGCAAAGGACGACAAAAGGUUGUCCGUUCCCGCAUCACUGGCUGUCACACUCGCAUCAACCACAUCGUGACAACUGGUUUAUCUCGUCGUGAUGCUGAGAAGCUUCUAGCUGACGCAAGAGUCCUUUUGGGCGAAUUGGAAACGAUUCACGAUCGCGUUAUCGAGUUGGUAGACGACAACGACGUCUUGACCCAACAAAAUAAUCAACAUCAGCUGUAUGCCCAAACCAUCGACAAAUGCUCAGCUUUAGUGGAAGAUUAUCUGCUCCUACGCCGAGACGACGCUUCAUCAGUUGCUGUCGAGACCCCAGACCAGAUUGCACGUCGACAGGCAUUGGAGACCGCAUAUCAGCGUCUACGAGAUGCCCGAGCAGAAGUCGCAGCUGCUGAACAGGCCAUCAUUGAUCUAGGAGGAGAUGUUUUGCCUACAGACGGAUCGGAGUUGAACCCAUCCGACUCCGCGUCGAACGUCGGUGACAAGCCGACCAAGAAGAUUGAAUUUUAUCCAGCGGAAGCCCCUGAUGCUUGGAUUGAUACGUAUCUAGCCGGAAAGGAGAGACCGAUUGUUCGUGAGAAGGGAGCCAAAUCUUCGGUCAACGUUCAGCUGGAGGUUUAUACGGGCCGCGCACUUGAUUGGUUCUCUUGGAUAAGUAUGUGGUUCGCGCUGGUCCACAUUACGAGCAAGACUCCGAGCGAGAAGCUGGCCAUAUUGAAAAAUUAUUUGAAGGGCGACCUAGCUGACAUCGUACAUGGCCAUGGAGGAGGGGAAGCUGGAUACAAGGAGGUUCUACAGCGAUUGAAGAGCACGUGCGGGAGUCGGAAGGUGAUUCGAGCGGCCCAUCUGCGGGAAUUGGAUCGGAUGGAGGCGCCGCGUAAUGACCCGCAGUCUUUCAAACGCUUUUCAGAACGUGUGCGAACUCAUCUCUUCAACCUGUCGGUGAUUGGUGAGACGGGCCACGUUGACAUCAUCGAGAGACUGUCCCUCAAGCUGCAGCUUACCGAUCGUUUGGCCUGGAACAAUGGACGGGGAGGCGAAAUCGAUAAUCGGAACAUCAACGAUUUUGGCCGCUGGUUGACGGCUAGAGCAACGGACUAUCAGAAUGCUUAUGCAAUUGCGGAUGACCAGCAACGGCCGGCGAACGGAGGAAAUAGGAACGACCGCCCACAACAAGCCCAGGUGCCAAAUAGAUUCCAGCAACCACAGCAGCAGAGAAGAAGUGCACGCACUUAUCAUGGAGCAUCAAGCUCCCAGAAGAAUCAUGGCUCGACUGAGCAGAAAGAGAAGAAACCGACUGAACCACACUGCUUUAAAUGUGAAGGAUCGCACCGCCUUGAAGACUGUACCUUUUUCAAGGACCUUCCCAUCAGUGAUAGACUGACCUUUACACAACGUCGAGGAUUGUGUUAUGGCUGCUUCGGCGUCCGGCAUGGCUUCAUGAAUUGCACACUCAAGAAGGAGUGUGGCAUCGACGGAUGUAAGCUGUCCCAUCACAAACUUCUCCACAAGGAGAAUGGUCCGGUAGAAAGGAAUGCCCGGCCUCACACUCUACGUUCCGACCGACGACAAAUUGCUUUCAAGAUGCUCCGCCUGGACGCGCUCGACGCCGACGGGGAGAUGGUGCCUGUGAACAUUUUGAUGGAUGAUGGAAGCGAUUCAACUCUCAUUCGCGAGGGGCUGACGCGUCGACUCCGGCUUACUGGCCAGCGGCAGACCUUAUUUGUAGGUGGCGUCGGUGAAGAAUCUUCCGUCCAUGUAAAUUCAGAGUACCUGGAGUUGCAGUUAAGGACGUCGGCGGGAGAAACAGUGUCGAUCCAGGGAUCUACUAUCCCCUCCAUCACCAAGCCAGUACCGGUUAUGGAGUGGGAGAAACUACGUGGACGAUGGAGCCAUAUGGAAGACUUGCCGCCGCUUCGAGACUGUGGUGGACGUGUCGACAUAUUGAUUGGCUUGGACCAUGCCGCACUUAUCACAGCGAGUGAAUCUCGAUUCGGAAAAGAUGACGAGCCGACCGCUUCCAAGACUAGACUGGGAUGGACACUGCAAGGAGCGGUAGCGACCAGUGGUGGACCCGAUAUUGUCCGGAUUCAUCAUGUGCAGACCUCAGCUGAUUCCACUCUUCAACUCGCCGAACAGGUCCGACGGUUUUGUGAUACGGAGUCAUUUGGCACCGAAUUCCAAUCGGAAUGCAUGUCGGCUGAACAUCGGAGGGCGGUGACCAAAUUGGAAGCGGAGACUGAAAAGCUGGACGUAGGAUAUGCAGCCCCGGUUCUUUGGAUUGACGACAUCCCUCCUGAGAUUCCCGAUAGCCGCCGCACGGCGGAAUUAAGAAUGAAGAGUAUGCAGAAUAAAUUUGCCCGCGAAUCAGGAGACUACGAGACCUACUACCGUGCAGCCAUGGAGAAAAACUUUAGCGAAGGCUACGCUAGACGGCUCACGCCGGAAGAAAUCCAGCAGAGCCCGACGAAGUAUUUUCUCCCGCACUUUGGAGUGCCAAAGAAGGCUGGGCGGCCUGAGUUACGUCUCGUAUUCGAUGCUGCUGCAAAGUCGAACGGCAAAUGUUUAAAUGACUUUGUCACCAGUGGUCCGGCGCUGCAGAACCCCUUACCGGCCGUGUUGAUCCGUUUCCGGGAAGGAGAGAUUGGCUGGUCAGCCGAUAUUGGCGCAAUGUUUAGCCGGAUUCGUUUGAAGGAUGCUGACCGUCCGUACCACCGAUUCCUAUGGCCCGAAGUGGAUGGAACCAUAUCGACAUGUGAGAUGACCAGAGUGACUUUCGGUGUAACGUGCUCGCCCUACGUCGCCAUACGAACCACUUGGCGCGCAGCAGACGAUGCUGGACCGGAAAUGAAGGAGGCGGCCGAUGACGUGCGAGAAGACAUCUACGUCGACGAUUACCUGGCCUCGACUAGCAGACUUGAGGAUGCCGUAAGGAGAGCCACCGGUGUAAAUAAGGUCCUAGCAGACGGCGAUUUCCACCUGGGGCACUGGGUGUCCAAUAGCAGCCAGCUUUUAUCAGCAGUCCAGCCGGAUUCGGACAAUGGGACCACUGUCAAGACCCAAGUGCGCAGCAUUAGUGAUGACCCAGAGUUGAUCCUUGGAAUUGUGUGGAAUCCUUCGACUGAUCAUCUGGGAUUCCGAGUGAAAGUGUCCAGUGUGAAUUACACCAGAGUGGGGUUACUUGCCCAAGUGGCUGGUUUGUUCGAUCCCUUGGGCACGGCCGCCCCGAUGACUGUUAAAGCCAAGAUUAAAUUGCGGGAAUUGGGCGUGAAAGGACUUCAGUGGGAAGAUCCAGUGGUUGGUGACGAAAAGGAGUGGUGGGAAGAGUAUUUCCAGAAGAUCGGACGUUUGAAGGAGAUCGAGCUGCCCCGCUGUCUCUUCCCAAAUGCGGAAGAAAUAGUCCGGACCGAAUUGCACACUUUCGCGGACGCGUCAGAAGAGGCGUGUGCCGCGUCCUGCUACACCCGUGUGGUUUAUCAGGAUGGCCGAGUGCUGGUCCGGCACAUCAAGACAGCGACGAAGCUUGCUCCUUUAAAAACAGUUUCCGUUUGUAAACUAGAGCUCAACGCUGGGCUCAUGGGCGCCCGUCUGGCUAAGUUUGUCCAAACGGCCCUGAAAAGAAAAAUGGAUUGCCGAUACUUCUGGACCGACAGCAGCACGGUCCGGAAUUGGGUCCGGGCCGUGUCCUCCCACUACCAAGUUUAUGUCAGCCACCGGAUCGGUGAAAUUCAAACCCUCACUGAGCCUCACGAAUGGCGCUUCGUUCCUGGACGUUUAAAUCCGGCCGACGCUGCUACCCGAUCGCAGAUGGAAGAAGAAGAAAUCCCAAGUUGGUGGUUAGAUGGUCCGCCUUUCCUUUAUGAAGAGGAGCCGGCCUGGCCAAGGGACUUGCCAUGGAUGGCCGCAAAGGAAGAACUCCGGUCUGUCCACGUCCAUCUGAAUUCCACAGCCGUGGAGCCGCCGACCGUGUUCAAUUGGAAAGACGUCAAGAUCUCAGCCCAAGAUAUUCCGGCCCUAAUCCGGUUGGAAGGAGAAUUUCUGAAUCUCGUGAAACAAAGUCAACGAGAAGUUUAUUCUGAAGAGCUGAAAAGAUUGCAGCAGACGAAGCCGCUCCGCUCGACCUCGCCGUUGCUGCCGCUCACACCUUUUCUGGACGAAUCUGGAGUAUUGCGACUUGGAGGUCGGUUAAGCCGGGCCAAGUUGCCCUACGAUGUCAUGCACCCUCCAUUAUUGUCCGGAAAACAUCCGCUUUCUCGUAUGAUCAUCCGAGCGUUUCACGACAGCAUGCAUCACCUUGGCACGGAUUUUGUAUUAUCUCACGUUCGACAACAUUUUUGGGUGACGGGCGGACGAGAAUUGGUUAAACGUGUCCGCAAUGAAUGUGUGCCGUGCCGUCGAUUUCGUCCGAAAGCAGCUCUGCAAAUGAUGGCCGACGUCCAUCGAGCUCGCUUGGGCGCCGGUCAUCCUCCUUUCACCUACACGUCGGUGGACUAUUUCGGACCAAUAGACGUGACACACGGUCGUGGAACAGCAAAGAGAUGGGGCGUACUUUUCACGUGCAUGGUGACCAGAGCAGUUUAUGUAGACGUUGCAAUUUCCCUCUCCGCCAGUGAUUUUUUAAUGGUGCUCCGACGUUUUAUAUCAGUGUAUAGAAAGCCGGCGCAUAUGUUCUCGGACAAUGGCACGAACUUGACUGGCGCUGAACGUUUAUUACGUGUGGAGUUGGAUCGGCUGAAAGAUGACAGUGUGUUGACCACGGAGUUGAAAGCGCUCCGGAUCGAAUGGUUUUUCCAACCAGCGCAAACGCCACAUUUUGGAGGCUCACAUGAGUCAUUAGUGCGAUCAGUGAAAAACGCUUUCUACGCCGCGUUGGAUCAAGAGAAGAGUGUAUUGCGUACACCCAGUGACGAAGUUCUGCGCACUCUUCUUUUUGAAGUUUCCGGAUUGUUAAAUUCUCGGCCUUUGACUUAUUGCAGCUCCGACCCGGACGACUUUCGUGCGUUAACCCCAAACGAUUUCCUUAAUCGAGCUCCUGUAGCUGAUUUACCGGCCGGAGAUUUUAACAAGGCCCUUCCGCGUGAUCAUUAUGGAUACGUCCAGAGAAUAACCAAUUUCUUCUGGGACGUGUGGCGCGGAUCUUUCCUGCAGUCGAUGACCAGCCGGAAGAAAUGGAGAACACCCGCACGGAACUUUGCCGUCGGUGAUUUCAUUUUGGAUGAUUGGAAGAAUGCUCCGCGCGGGCGUUGGAGAACCGGCAAGAUCGUCAAGGUCUACCCCGGUGCCGACGGAUUAGUCCGAGCAGCAGAUGUGGAAUUCUCCACCGGAAUCCUGCGACGUGGGACAAAUCAGCUGGCUCUGCUAGAAGCUUACUCGCCGGAUCCAGCGACGGAGGCGACAGAAUCCGGCUCGGGGGAGAAUGGAGCCGCGAUUUGAUUGUAUUAAUUUUAUUGCAUGUCCAGAUGGCGUUACAGACCGCUUUUAUUGUUUUAGGCCGUUGGCCCUCUAAUUGUUGCAUAGAGGGCAGGCCUGUAGUCAUUGAGUUUUAGGCCUGAAAUUACGGCCGUUUAGUAAUCGUCUGUAGCUGUCAGUUGACAUAUUGCGUCUUGACUUUUACUCUUCUUUGAUGUGAAUCUUUUGUGCUUUUCCGUGGCUUUUAAAGGAUAAGGAUUGCCCGGAAUUUCAUGUUGCCUGUCUGUAGACUUGAAUUGAGGUGCAUGAGAAGCACAUGUGGAAUUGACACUAUUUGUCUUCCCAUUGAGUUGAAAAGGCCUGCGUUGCAG